Messenger RNA from Quercus lobata, 567 nucleotides. RefSeq lists its product as uncharacterized. The transcript has a single exon. The record is from RefSeq and is a predicted model, not a curated record. The coding region runs from base 1 to 567 and encodes 188 amino acids. NCBI's taxonomy places the organism in Eukaryota, Viridiplantae, Streptophyta, Magnoliopsida, Fagales, Fagaceae.
AUGAGUAGGGCCCUUGACCACAUCUCUCAGUCACCCUUCACGUGCAAGAUAGAAGGGGCAAAGCUUCCUCGGCGGUUCCACCAACCCACUUUCACCAUCUAUAAUGGUCGGACGGAUCCCGUAGAGCACAUAAGCCAGUUUAACCAGAGGAUGGCUGUCCAAUCCAGAGACAAGGCGUUGAUGUGCAAAGUGUUUCCGUCCAGUUUGGGACCCAUGGCGAUGAGAUGGUUUGACAGUCUCAAGCCAAACUCCAUAAAUUCUUUUAAGCAACUAACACAAGCUUUCGGUUCUCACUUCAUAACGAGCAACAGGGUUCCUCGGCCCUUAGAUUCCCUCCUAUCCUUGUCCAUGCGAGAAGGAGUGACCCUGAAAACCUACUCGGAUAAGAAUUGGGAGAUGUACAACGAGAUAGAGGGAAACUACGAUGACGUCGCUAUCAGCACAUUUAAGAGAGGCCUACCGAUGGAGCACCGUUUAAGGAAGUCCCCGACUGGGAAACUAGUCACUAGCGUGCGCCAACUCAUGAAUCGAAUCUAUAAGUACAAGAGAGUCGAAGAAGACCAAUAG